Molecule: messenger RNA, 1462 nt
Organism: Macadamia integrifolia
Lineage: Eukaryota; Viridiplantae; Streptophyta; Magnoliopsida; Proteales; Proteaceae
Product: methylecgonone reductase-like
Exons: 4
Coding region: 122-1201 (359 amino acids)
Cellular component (GO): cytosol
Molecular function (GO): aldose reductase (NADPH) activity
Source: RefSeq, a predicted model, not a curated record
UGACACAAGACUUUCCGUCCAAGCAAGAUAAGAUAGAAAGAAUAUAUGUAAGUGAUAACAAACCUUUCAGUCCGAGCAAGAGAAGAAAGCCCUUUCUUUCAGCAACUCUCAUACUCUGGAAAUGGAAAAGGAAAUGAUCCCAAAGGUAGUCCUAAACUCUGGCCAUAGAAUGCCAUUGAUAGGCUUCGGAACAGGAUGCGAAACUAUCCCUGAAAAUCUCACUUCUACUCUAGUCCAUGCAAUCGAGAUCGGUUACCGGCACUUCGAUACUGCUUCUUUCUACCAGACCGAAGAGUUCGUUGGCCAAGCCAUAGCACAAGCGCUCGAACGAGGCCUAACCGAUAGCCGUAGCGAUAUUUUCGUUACUUCGAAGCUAUGGUGCUCAGAUGCAGACCAUGAUCUUGUCCUCCCAGCACUCAAAGAAACACUACAAAAACUGGGAUUAGAUUAUGUGGAUCUCUAUCUGGUGCACUGGCCUGUAAGGUUGAAACAAGGAACUGGAAUCAUUUUCCCAAAGGAGGACGUACUUCCCUUUGAUAUGAAAGGGACAUGGGAAGCCAUGGAAGAGUGUUGCAGGUUAGGGUUAGCAAAGUCCAUUGGUGUCAGCAAUUUCUCAAGCAAGAAGCUUUCCCAGCUUCUAACAUAUGCCACCAUCCCUCCAGCUGUGAAUCAGGUGGAGAUGAAUCCCUCAUGGCAACAGAAGAAGCUGAGAGAUUUCUGCAAUGAAAAAGGAAUCCAUGUCGGUGCCUGGUCUCCUCUGGGAGCAUAUGGAGCUGUCUGGGGUUCUUCUCUGGUCAUGGAAAAUCCAAUCCUCAAAGAUAUUGCCUUGGUUAAGGGGAAAACCAUUGCAAAGAUCUCACUGAGGUGGGUAUAUCAGCAAGGAGCAAUUCCAAUCGUGAAGAGCUUCAACAAGGAGAGGAUGAAAGAAAAUCUCCAAAUCUUUGAUUGGGAACUUACCCAGGAAGAGAUGGAUAAGAUAAGCCAGAUUCCACAGAGGAAGGGAUUUUCAGGAGCAAUGUUUAUUUCUCCAAAUGGACCUUACAAGUCAUUGGAAGAACUUUGGGAUGAGGAGGUCUUAACCCUUUUAAUCCAAAGAAUACUGGUGCAGCGCCUCGACAGGCAGGAUGGCGGUCCCGCUAGCCGAUUAGCGGGCCAUGGGUGUUGCCUACCCCCCUUCAUAGCAGGAAGGUCUUGUCAAUAAUGUGUAUGGCAAAGGCUUGUAUUUAUCAGAUUUUCCUUAUCCCUUGGUUGAAUGAAAUUUUAUUUUCAAAUAAUAAAUAAAUAAAUGACACGUACAACAGUAUAACCCAAUUCUUCUAUAGUUGGACAGGUCAUGUAUUCCAACAAGUAUGCGUUCUUCACAUUUUAAUGAAUAAAUCUCUUUUUGCGAAGAAGGAAAAAGAAAACACAUUUAGAGUUUUAUAAACGUCUCUGCUCUCUUGGUCUCCCUCAUCUCCCCCAU